Messenger RNA from Ambispora gerdemannii, 239 nucleotides. The record is from the annotation of a GenBank genome assembly. NCBI's taxonomy places the organism in Eukaryota, Fungi, Glomeromycota, Glomeromycetes, Archaeosporales, Ambisporaceae.
CAUUGGCAACUACUUUACAAGCAGCUCAGAACUCCCAAACUAAUACUUCAGGUGCGACAACAUCGUUACUGAUCACGCAUGAAUAUAUGGCAGGAAGGAAACGAACAAGACUAGAACAAGGAGAUAAUCCGCAAGAUGAUACAGAUCAAACCAUCGAGCAAAACAAUGUACCUAAUAAACAAAAUGUCAAUCAAAAUCCAAUCGAGAAUAAACCCGAGGAGAAGAAAAAGAAAAACAGG